CGCAAUAAUUCCAUUUCUUUUCAAAAGUAAAUAAAUUCAGCAAAAUAAAAAGAAAAAUCCGAUAAUAAUGGUGUGCUUCUGCUUUCUGGUCGAUCAGACGAGGGAGGUGCGGCGGAGCAAGCCGGCGGCGGGGACGUGCUCCCGGUGCGGCGGCGGCGCUAGCGUCGCCGACAUGAAGACCGCCACGCGCUUCUGCUACGUCCCUUUCUACUCCAAGAACUGGAAGGCCAUUGUCUGCACAUUUUGUGGUGCCGUCCUCAGGUCUUACCACUAGGCUAAGGCUACUACCAUUUUUUUAUUUAAUUAAUUAAAAUACGGAUUAUUAUUACGAUAUUUUUAAUCCGUAUUUCAAUUAAUUAUUAUACUAAUUAAUAUCGUUGUAUUAAAUUAUUAUUAAUACACACUAACAAUGUUCACAUUCACUAUCCAUGCUGGCAGAGCAUAUAUGUGUAUGUAUAAUUGUUCUGCAAAUUUUGUCACAUAUAUGAUAUUCAAUGCAUAAAUAAUAUACAUUUUGUGCUUUGGAAUAAACAUUGAUAUGUACAUGAAAGACAUUAUAUAUACUCCGUAUAAUGUUAUGUGUACAUUUUGGCACAUCUCAUAAUUAUUACUCCCUCCGUCCUAUAAUGAUCUUUCCAGAGCACUAUUCCAACUUCACGGGAAUUUAUAUUUAUUUGUGUUUUUUAUGGCCUAUAUGAUAAAAUAAAAUAUUUUUAUCACCACUUGUUUUGUUGAACUUUUGGUGUAGUUUUUAAAUAUGUAUGUUUUAUUUUUUAUUUCUAUACCAAUAUUUAAAUAAAAUAGAUUGAAAAAACUUGGGAUUUUUCUUCGUUUUGCGAACCGGGAAGAUCAUUAUAGGACGGAGGGAGUACUAGUACAAUUUGUACCAGGGAGUACAAUUGUUAUCUGAUCUUUGUAAUUCCAAUUUCCAUCUAUUCUUAAUUAUUUAUGAUUUUUUAGGUAAACCCAAAAAUUUGUAUGAAUAUUGACAUAAAUAAUGUCUAUAUUC
Molecule: messenger RNA, 1009 nt
Organism: Cuscuta campestris
Lineage: Eukaryota; Viridiplantae; Streptophyta; Magnoliopsida; Solanales; Convolvulaceae
Source: the annotation of a GenBank genome assembly